Molecule: messenger RNA, 1474 nt
Organism: Zingiber officinale
Lineage: Eukaryota; Viridiplantae; Streptophyta; Magnoliopsida; Zingiberales; Zingiberaceae
Product: probable E3 ubiquitin-protein ligase RHC2A
Exons: 1
Coding region: 260-1327 (355 amino acids)
Biological process (GO): protein ubiquitination
Cellular component (GO): cytoplasm
Molecular function (GO): ubiquitin protein ligase activity
Source: RefSeq, a predicted model, not a curated record
CGUCAAUUCCUCUCUUUGUAUCGCCUGCAGCACGUUGUUUCUCCUCGUCCUCCUCUCCUUAUCUCUAUCCGGUUCGGGGCGUUGACUCCUGAUGUCGAAGUUCUGAAGCGCCGAUGGAGUAGGAACUUGGUUGGUAUUGUUUUGAAUUUUGGGAAGUUGGGAUCUUGAGUUGGUAGAUCGCGUGAUUCGUCGAUUCGAAGGAGGGAUUUGUCAGAAAGAUCGGAUUUUUAAGGGGGUUUUUUUUGGCUUCCGAUUUUCCAUGGCGACGCCGUCUUCUUACUGGUGCUACCGCUGUAGUCGACUCGUCGUGUUGCGGCCGCAGGACGCCAUCGUAUGCCCCGACUGCGACGGAGGAUUCCUCCAGCGGAUCGACUCGCCGCCUCACCGAUUUCACUCUCCCUCGGCGAUCCGCCGUCGCCGCAGCCGCCACGCCGCGUCGUCAUCACCUGCCUCUCACACCGUCGUCAGCGUCGGAUCCGUCGCCGACGGUCCCUCCCUUCAGCCUUCCGGCCUCCGACGCCGCAGCCGACCCUUCGCUAGCGGCCGCUCUCCCUUUAACCCCGUCGUCGCCCUCCUUAGCCCGUCUAGCGGCGGCACCAGCUUCGGGCUCUACUACAACGAGGGCAACGGCUCCGGCCUCCGCCCUUUGCCGGAAGCCAUCUUGGACCACCUGAUGCACUCCGGCUUCGAACGCCUGCUCGACCACCUCGCGCAGGUUGAGCUCACCGAACUCGGCCGCGAGAGGGGUUGCGACAACCCCCCGGCAUCGAAGUCCGCCGUCGAGUCGAUGCCCGCCGUGGAGAUCGUCACCGAUCACAUCUCCAAGGAUUGCCAUUGCGCCAUCUGCACGGAUCCCUUCGAGCUCGGGACGCAGGCCCGGGAGAUGCCCUGCAAACACAUCUACCAUCAAGAUUGCAUCUUGCCGUGGCUAUCACUCCACAACUCAUGCCCUGUCUGCCGCCAUCAGAUGCCAGCGGCGAAGGACGAUGAGCCGGUGGCCCCUGCCAGGAGCGACGAGGAGGAGACGGUGAGGCUCACGAUAUGGAGGCUACCAAGUGGAGGGUUCGCCGUGGGAAGGUUCUCAGGAGGGAGGAGAGGUGUAGCAGAGCAGCUUCCUGCAGCCUACACAGAGAUGGACGUCCCAUCACUCAACCACAGGAGACGAUCAGCGCCUGCAGCAACUCCGGAGAGGUUGACGGCGAGAGGAGGAAUUCGCCGUGCAGUUUGCAGUUUCUUCUCGUUCUUUAGGCAUUCACGUUCAGCUUCUUCUUCUCCACCUCCGAGCAAUUCGGAAGCAAUUCCAAAUGGCGCCAAUGCCAUUGCUUAAAACUAGUAUAUACAAAAGUUGAAUUUAAUUCUUCUUUUCUGAUAUGUUCCAUUGUUUUGAUAGAUUCUACAAAAUCUGAUUGGAAACCUCCAUGUCUCUGUUAUUUUCUCCAAGAUUAAGCAAUGAAACAUGGACAAAUUAACUAUC